Messenger RNA from Haemonchus placei, 678 nucleotides. NCBI's taxonomy places the organism in Eukaryota, Metazoa, Nematoda, Chromadorea, Rhabditida, Trichostrongylidae. The record is from the annotation of a GenBank genome assembly.
AUGGAAUACAAUGUUGGGGACGUUGUGCGAUGUAUGUGGGGAUCGAAACCGGUCGAAUACGAAGCCAAGAUUGUUCGCGCGAAUUUUGCAUCAAAAGAGUAUUUUGUUCACUAUCAAGGAUGGAACAAACGCUAUGACGAGUGGAUUUCCGAGAAAUCCAUUCUCGGGGCAUCAAAGAAACAACAAACUCCCUCUCGUUGUGAUACACCGAAAAUUCGCCAUUCGAGAAGAGGUGCAGCUGAAAACACUCGUGCCAAUGAUCAAGUCACGAGUAGCACACGACGUGUUCACAUUCUUCCCGUUCGCAAACCACUCGACAUAGAGUACACCUUGCCCUAUUCUCCAUCUGCCUUCAAGUUUGCGAAGGUGUCGUCGAGCUCGUUGAUCGCGAAACCACCGAUGAUUGCUCCGACUCGUCCGCGCGUUGAUCAUCCCCCUAACUUGGGUUCUCCCUUCACCUACUGUGACGAAUACCAUUCAUCUUCACCGAUAUCCAUGGAGUGUAACGCUAAAGGAAUCUGUGGGGAGCGAGCUAUAGCGGCAUCGAACUUCCUCAACGUGGACAUCAGUGAUAGUGUAACGACGAGCUCGUCAUAUUCCGAAUCUGAGGACAGUCUGAGUAGCAGGCAGCAGAUCACUGGUCCCAAAUCAGUUUCGCCUUUCACGGUAUCGACAUAG